Bombina bombina (fire-bellied toad) is the source of this 2825-nucleotide messenger RNA. Its product is annotated as prolyl endopeptidase FAP-like. The record is from RefSeq and is a predicted model, not a curated record. NCBI's taxonomy places the organism in Eukaryota, Metazoa, Chordata, Amphibia, Anura, Bombinatoridae. Gene Ontology annotation, biological process: proteolysis. Gene Ontology annotation, molecular function: dipeptidyl-peptidase activity; serine-type endopeptidase activity. The transcript is spliced from 26 exons. Bases 249 to 2456 code for a protein of 735 amino acids.
UGGUGUCAGAAAAUUUUAGCUGUGAUUUCACCCAAUAGAAUAAUUAUUAAAAACUUUGGAACCACCCACAGUUCAUGUCCUAGUCAUAUACGCCCAAAAAUGUGUUUCCAAUUUUCUUUUAAAAACUGCAUAGGUUGUCAAAGAUUUGGAAUGAUGGUACUAACUCUGUUGUGCAUUUGACGGCAGACUUAAGCAACAGUUUCCACUUUUCUGGCUCAGGGAAUGUUCAUCUUUUUCUGUUCUACGAAAUGAAGGCUCCUGUAAAAAUAUUGCUUGCUUCUAUGGCAAUAGUGCUACUUAUUCUGGCAAUAGUGACUACUGUUGUACUUGUGACAUCUGGGAGAAACCAAGAUGUUCAAAGGCCAUUUUCAUUUGAUGAUGUGUUCAGUUCUAAUUUUUACUACAAUCAAUUUAAUCUUUUGUGGAUAUCAGAAAACGAAUAUGUUCACAAAUCUGCAGAGAGAAAUGUUAUUAUUUAUAAUGUGGAAAGUGGAAAGACAACAACCCUUGUAGGCAACACUUCUUUUGAUGAAGUGAAUGCCACAAGUUAUCAACUUUCAGGUGAUCGAAAAUUUCUAUUACUGGAAAGCGACUAUAAAAAACAAUGGAGAUAUUCUUACAAUGCGUCAUAUCAUAUUUUUGAUGUUGAAAAAGGGGAGUUUUUAAAAAGAAACCGACUUCCAUCCAAUAUCCAGUACAUCUCCUGGUCACCAGUUGGCCAUAAAUUGGUGUAUAUCAUGGACAAUAAUAUUUAUUUAAAAAUUGAACCUGAAGAUUAUGCAAUCCAAUUAACCAGUAAUGGAAAAGGAAACACUAUAUUCAAUGGAAUUCCUGACUGGGUUUAUGAAGAGGAAAUGCUUGGAUCAAAGUAUGCUACUUGGUGGUCACCAAAUGCACAGUUUAUUGCAUAUGUUCAGUUUAAUGAUACAGAAGUACCAACUAUUGAAUACUCUUACUAUGGUGAAGAUCAGUAUCCAAGAACUAUUAAUAUACCCUAUCCAAAGGCUGGAGCAAAAAAUCCAACAGUGAAAGUGUUUAUAGCAAAGGUUGAUAAUCCAUCUGCAAUAAGUACAGCACAAGUGCCUGUGCCUUCACUCAUAUCUUCAAGCGAGUACUACUUUAGCUGGGUGACAUGGGUAUUGGAUGAACGAGUCUCUGUACAGUGGGUAAAAAGAAUACAGAAUGUAUCGAUGAUAUCAAUAUGCAAUUUUAUUGGAGGGUCAAACACUUGGAACUGUCCAAAGAAUCAAGAGCAUCUAGAAACAAGUGAAACGGGUUGGAUUGGUGUUUUCUUCCCUUCACUGCCAGUCUUCUCCUCUGAUAGUUUAUCAUUUUACAAAAUAUUUAGUGACCGAAAUGGUUAUAAGCACAUCCAUUAUGUAAACGAUUCUAUGGAAAACCCUAUACAAAUCACAAGUGGGCGAUGGGAAGCCAUUUACAUUUAUAUAGUUACUGAUGAAGCAAUCUAUUAUUCAAGUAAUGAAUUUGAAGGAUAUCCAGGAAGAAGGAAUCUUUAUAAAAUUGGAUUAAAGGGAAGUUUCAGAGAAAAACAAUGCAUUACGUGUAAUAUAAGGAAGGAGAGGUGCCAGUAUUAUGGUGCAAGAUUCAGCUACAGUGCCAAGUAUUAUUCACUCUAUUGUUAUGGUCCAGGUCUACCUAUCAUCACACUGCAUGAAGGAGGCACUAAUAAAGAGCUUCAGAUAUUGGAAGGAAACUACAAACUGGAGGCAAAUUUGCAUACAAUCCAGAUGCCAAAUGAAAAAAUUGGAAAAAUUGUACACAACGGAAUAAAUUUUUGGUACAAGAUGACUUUACCUCCACAUUUUGAUGAAAGGAAGAAGUAUCCCCUCCUUCUUUAUGUGUAUGGAGGACCAUCAAGUCAGGAAAUACAUCACUCAUUUUCAAUAGGCUGGAAGACAUAUCUGGCAAGUUCAGAGGAUAUUAUAGUUGCCUCAUUGGAUGGUAGAGGAACUGCUUACCAGGGUGACAAAUUUAUGCAUGCAGUACAUAAAAGGCUUGGGACACUGGAAAUUGAAGAUCAAGUAUUUGCAGUUAGGAAAUUCAUUGAAAUGGGAUUCAUUGAUGAACAGAGAAUAGCAAUAUGGGGUUGGUCUUAUGGAGGAUACGUAACAUCAAUGGCCCUCGGACUUGGGACAGGACUAUUUAAGUGUGGCAUGGCUGUGGCUCCUGUUUCCAACUGGGAAUAUUAUGCAUCUAUAUAUACGGAACGAUAUAUGGGGCUUCCAACUAAAGAUGAUAAUCUUGAAAAUUAUAAGAAUUCAACUGUGAUGGCAAGGGCAGAAAAUUUCAAGAAAGUAGAUUACCUGCUCAUUCAUGGAACAGCAGAUGAUAAUGUGCAUUUCCAACAAGCAGCUCAAAUAUCUAAAGCUUUGGUCGAGGCUCAAGUAGAUUUUCAAGCAAUGCAGAUGAGGCUCUGCCUCCCUUACCACCCCUGACUGUAUGUCCCUGCACGGGACGUGAUCACAGGUGCAGUCCUUAUCCACCACUCAUGUUUGUGAAAUACUCAAAGGGAAGGUUUUAGGAAGUAUCAAAUAUAACUGGCGUCUCAUCCAUUGACGGUUGCUCCAGGUUAGGAAGAGAGACACUAGCCCGUGCUUCAUCACAGGGUAAAAAUGUAAUUUCUGUAGGAAACCUUGUUGUGUGCCAAGUUGCUUCUUUCCCCAGCUCCAUAUGCAGAGUCUCGGAAUGUCGUAUGGGACCAUCAGAAGUUGAUAACAACAACCCUGUUAGCUUUUCAACAAUAAAGAUCUGGUUAGAUGUCAUGUUAAUAGAAGUGUUAUUAAUAAAAAGUUGCAGUGUAAUAA